This is a messenger RNA of Annulohypoxylon truncatum, 1301 nucleotides long. Its product is annotated as N-terminal nucleophile aminohydrolase. The record is from RefSeq and is a predicted model, not a curated record. Bases 347 to 1114 code for a protein of 255 amino acids. The transcript has 5 exons. Gene Ontology annotation, biological process: ubiquitin-dependent protein catabolic process. Lineage: Eukaryota; Fungi; Ascomycota; Sordariomycetes; Xylariales; Hypoxylaceae. Gene Ontology annotation, cellular component: cytosol; proteasome core complex, alpha-subunit complex; nucleus.
CUUCAACUCCGGUCUAAAUAAUAUCCGUAAAACGGGGUCCGAGCUUCUGUUAGGCAAGCUUGGGAGGUACCUGGCCUUGGCAUUUGGCCUAAGGUCAUAGCUUCGUUGCUUCCCCAAGGCUCCAACCUGGCGCGUCAGAGCUUCUAGGGCUAAUAGCAGGGCUGAACUUGCUGAACUUGUUCCAUUCAACCUCACUCCUUCAACUUUACCGAUCACCUCUACCGACCUUCGCCAAAAAGAAAAGGCCGCAAUUCGAUUUUCUACAAUCAAUACCAGCUAUUGGAUUCGCGUACAGGUUCACACCGACAAUAUUGCCACCAGGUUCCAUCACUAACAAUCCUUCACCAUGUCGGGAGGUAGCGCGGGCUUUGACCGACAUAUCACCAUCUUCUCCGAGCAAGGAAGACUCUACCAAGUCGAAUAUGCAUUCAAGGCGAUUACCGCUGCCAAUAUAAUGGCAAUUGGGGUCCGAGGCAAGGAUUGCGCCGUAGUCCUUUCCCAGAAGAAGGUUCCUGACAAGUUGAUCGAUCCUUCUUCCGUUUCCCACAUCUUCCAGAUUUCACCGUCCGUUGGUUGUGUUAUGACCGGGUCUAUCGCAGACGCUCGGGCGUUUGCUCAGCGCGCCCAGGGCGAGGCUGCGGAGUUCCGGUACAACUACGGAUACGAGAUGCCAUGCGAUGCCCUUGCUAAGAGGCUGGCCAACAUUAGCCAGGUCUACACUCAGAAGGCGUACAUGCGUCCUUACGGCGUGGCGACGACGCUUAUAUCAUUAGACUCGGAAUUCGGCCCACAGCUCUACAAGUGUGAUCCGGCAGGCUACUACGUGGGGUACAAAGGAACUGCCGCGGGCCCGAAACAGCAAGAGGCGCUUAAUCACUUAGAGAAGAAGCUCAAGAACAAGGAUCAUGCAGAAGGCACAUGGGAAGACGUUGUGGAGUUGGCCAUUACUACGUUGAGCACGGUUCUUAGCAUGGAUUUUAAGAAGGGCGAGAUUGAGAUCGGAAUCGUUGGAGGCCCCCGAGCGGACGGUAAGGAGGGGACAGAUCCCUUCUUUAGAACAUUGACGGAAGAAGAGAUCGAUGAACGAUUACAGGCCAUCGCCGAGAAAGAUUAGCGAAGCGAGGCGGCUGUGGCGUAAGGCUGGUUCUUGAUCAGCAUAGCUGAUUCGUUUAAUGCUGACCAUAGCAACACAUUGGGCUCCAUUGUUUCCAUUGUGGAAACGUGGGUUCUGUCGUACCCAUGUCUCUCUGCGCGUGUCACUAGUUUAGAUCCUUCAUGAAACGGGACAUUUGAUCAUCAUU